Molecule: messenger RNA, 1700 nt
Organism: Meriones unguiculatus (Mongolian gerbil)
Lineage: Eukaryota; Metazoa; Chordata; Mammalia; Rodentia; Muridae
Gene: Bpgm
Product: bisphosphoglycerate mutase
Exons: 3
Coding region: 218-997 (259 amino acids)
Biological process (GO): glycolytic process
Molecular function (GO): intramolecular phosphotransferase activity
Source: RefSeq, a predicted model, not a curated record
ACAUCUCUGUCCUCCAAUACACGGCGCCAUUGGUUCUGCCCUGUUUCGCUUCGGGGCUAGAAAAGAGUCGUUGCCGGCGGCAGCAAUGAAUCCUCCGUGGUGUCCGCAACUCGGCGUCGCUGGGGAGCGGCGGCGGCUGCUGGUGGUUUCUUUGCAGAUAUACUGCUGUUCGUAAACAUUGUCCCAUUGAGAACACUAGGAAAGUUCAGCCACCAGCAUGCCGAAGCACAAACUUAUUAUACUGAGACAUGGAGAGGGUGAAUGGAAUAAGCAGAACCGAUUUUGUAGCUGGGUGGACCAGAAACUUAACAGUGACGGAUUAGCGGAAGCUCGGAACUGUGGGAAGCAACUCAAAGCACUGAACUUUGAAUUUGAUCUUGUCUUUACCUCCAUUCUUAACCGGUCCAUUCACACAGCCUGGCUGAUCCUGGAAGAGCUGGGGCAGGAAUGGGUUCCUGUAGAGAGCUCCUGGCGUCUGAAUGAACGCCACUAUGGAGCCCUGAUUGGUCUCAACAGGGAGAAAAUGGCUUUGAACCAUGGCGAAGAGCAGGUGAGGCUCUGGAGGAGAAGCUACGACAUCACCCCACCUCCUAUUGAGGAGUCUCAUCCCUACUUCCACGAGAUCUACAGUGACCGCAGGUAUAGAGUGUGCGAUGUGCCGCUGGAGCAACUGCCACGGUCAGAAAGCUUGAAGGACGUCCUGGAAAGACUUCUUCCCUACUGGAAGGAAAGGAUUGCUCCGGAAGUAUUAAAGGGCAAAACCGUCCUGAUAUCUGCUCACGGGAAUAGCAGCAGAGCCCUCCUGAAACAUCUAGAAGGUAUCUCAGAUGAAGAUAUUAUCAACAUCACUCUUCCCACCGGAGUUCCGAUUCUGCUGGAGUUGGAUGAGAACCUGUGUGCUGUUGGGCCUCACCAGUUCCUGGGUGACCAGGAGGCCAUCCGGGCAGCCAUUAAGAAAGUGGACGAUCAAGGAAAAGUGAAACAAAGCAAACAGUAAAGCCCUUCCCCAGCUUGGCCAGGAAGCAGCACAGGGGUGGUGUGCAGUGUGUGACGGGGCAGGUUUCUCCUCCCCCCAUUGUCCCUUCUUUCUCCAAGGCUAGGCUGUGAGGUAGAGUUUGUGUAGAUAGCUAGGUAAUUUAUUUAGGUCAGAUGUAAGCUGAGGAUGCUGAAGAAUUUUGUCUUAAGCCUAAAUUAACUUUUCUUCUACUCUUCUUUGAAUUUAGUUUGCCAAGUAGUGGCUAGUGAGGUUUGAUCAAGAUUGUUCUAUGAGUUUUGGAGACAGAAUAACAAAUGGAGAUGAAAGUGUUCAUCACUUAACAAGUCGUCAUUGAGUUGCCACUGACAGGCACUAUUCCAGUGAGCAGCUCACCUUUUUACUAAGUUAAUACUUUCUGAGCUGAAUGAAGACUCCUAGGUAGCAUAUGAGCCAUUUAGACCAGAGGCCCAUCGAAUGGGAGGUCACAGAUGGGUCCUAGGGAAGGCAACCAACCGCCGUGAUGACUCAAGGCCCUUUAUUCCCCCCCAGCCCAGCACUGUCCUAUUUGCCAUUAGUAGAAAUUACCUGUGGCCAUUAGAACAACCAGGAUAUGCACAGCUGUCACCGUUUAUAUUCUUCUUCUGUUUCAGUUGUAGUUUUUGGACUUUAAUCUUUGGGUACUUAACAGUUAGCUUAAAAUAAAGUUUUAUGACUGCAAACAACA